Caenorhabditis briggsae is the source of this 1689-nucleotide messenger RNA. RefSeq names its product Protein CBR-ASM-1 (gene Cbr-asm-1). The record is from RefSeq and is a predicted model, not a curated record. Lineage: Eukaryota; Metazoa; Nematoda; Chromadorea; Rhabditida; Rhabditidae. Gene Ontology annotation, cellular component: lysosome. Gene Ontology annotation, biological process: ceramide biosynthetic process; sphingomyelin catabolic process. The coding region runs from base 1 to 1689 and encodes 562 amino acids. Gene Ontology annotation, molecular function: acid sphingomyelin phosphodiesterase activity. The transcript is spliced from 11 exons.
AUGAAAGUUAUCUAUUUGAUAUUUUCAAUUUUUAUAUUAUCAGAAGGAACAGUUUUGAGAACGAAAGAGAACUGCUCAAAGAAAGUGAGAUACGACAAAUAUGGAUUCCAGCCGUUAUGUGCAUCAUGUACCGGUCUUAUAACAGUUGCUAGUUUUAUUUUGAAAUUUGAUGUUUCGGAACCGGUCGUUCUGGAUUUUGCAACGAUCAUCUGCAAACUUUUUGCGAAACAACCAUGGGCAGUUUGUGAUGGAAUCUCAUCUCAGUUUCGAGACGAAUUCUUCUAUGUCUUUCGAAGGCUUGCAAAUGAGAGUCCAUCUCAAAUCUGUGGAAUAAUUCUACCAGACUGUGCAGAUCCAACAGAUCCAUCCGAAUCCGGAUGGAAAGUUGCACUUCCUCCAAAACCAAAACGAAAGAGAGUUUUCAAAAAGAAAGAGAAGAAGCCUAAAAUGUCGGCUUCUCAAAAUCUAAAUGUACUCCAGUUAACUGAUCUCCACGUGGAUUUCGAAUACAAAUAUCCAUCGGAAGCUAAUUGUGAUGAUCCGGUAUGCUGUCGACAGUCAGUAGCUGAACCUAAGAAAGCAUCCGGCUACUGGGGAUCAGUUGGGAAGUGUGAUAUUCCAUUUUGGACAGUUGAGAAUAUGCUAUCACAUAUCAAUAAAACCCAUAUGAUUGAUAUGGUUCUAAUGACUGGGGAUUAUAUUAACCACGUGGAUUGGGAGUAUUCAAUUGAAGAACAUCUUUCGGUGCUUCGCAAACUUCAUCGUCUGGUACAAAACUCUUUUCCAACGACUCCGAUAUAUUGGGCACUGGGAAAUCAUGAAGGUGUCCCAGUGAAUAGUUUUGCUCCUCACAACGUCGAUGAAAGGUUCUGGCCAACUUGGUUGUACAAAGAGUUCCUGGCAAUGAGCCAUCCAUGGUUGACCGAAGGAGCUGAUGAAAGUCUUUUAAAACGCGGUUCCUAUGCAACCCAAAUAAUGGAUGGACUCAAGCUGGUCUCGCUGAAUACUGGAUUCUGUGAAGUCACAAAUUUCUUUUUGUAUUUGAAUCAAAGCGAUCCAGACUCUUCAAUGUCUUGGUUCGUGAAAGAAUUGUACGAAUCGGAGCUGAAAGGAGAGCAGGUCUAUGUGUUGGCACAUAUUCCACCUGGAGAUUCUGAAUGUCUCGAAGGCUGGGCAUUCAAUUAUUAUCGUGUUAUUCAGAGAUUCGAAUCCACUAUCGCUGCCCAGUUCUUCGGACACGAUCAUUUGGAUUAUUUCACUGUAUUCUACGAAGAUAUGCACAAUGUGUCCAGCAAACCGAUUGGGGUCGGAUAUGCUGCUCCUUCGGUGACAACUUUCGAGUAUCAGAAUCCAGCGUAUCGUGUGUACGAGGUGGAUCCUUAUAAUAAAUUUAAAAUUGUGGACUACACUUCCUAUUCGGCUGACUUGGAAAAGGCUACAGAGGAUAAGGCACCGGUUUGGGAAAAGCUGUAUUCAGCUCGAGAAGCAUAUGCAAUGGAUGAUUUAUCUCCGGUUUCAUGGAACACGGUCAUCCAGAAACUAUUUAAAAAUGAAAAGAAAAGGGAACAGUUUUACAAGUAUGCCUUCCGAAAUUCGUCUCCACAAUGCGACGUCACUUGUCGCCAGCAACUCAUGUGCAAUCUCCGAAUGGGUCACCACAAUUCAACGCUUUACUGUCCUAAUUUAUGA